Exophiala oligosperma is the source of this 2011-nucleotide messenger RNA. RefSeq lists its product as uncharacterized. The transcript is spliced from 2 exons. Lineage: Eukaryota; Fungi; Ascomycota; Eurotiomycetes; Chaetothyriales; Herpotrichiellaceae. The coding region runs from base 532 to 1821 and encodes 429 amino acids. The record is from RefSeq and is a predicted model, not a curated record.
CGGAGAAUUGCCUCGAGUUCAGUAGCAUCCUGCAUGGAGCCUCAGCUUCAGCCUGACGCCGGCCAACACUCAGUAUGUCGUCCUGUAGACACGAUGUUCCUCAUGCAAUUCUUCCCGACGAUUUUACGUUCGAAUGCAUGCAAAACCCAUUGGUGUGUUUAUUGCUUUGAUUCGGCAUAGUGGUAAUCUCAUCAUCAAAUACUCAGAAUGCACGAUUUCUACCAUAAUAGACUACUCAACGAUCCCACCAAAUUCCAGCCUCGUUCUGGCAAUCGGUGUGUUGAGAUCAUCCUAUCAAAAGUAAACAGUACCCGUCGACUGAAGUAAGUGCAUACUGAAUCCUCCUAGACUAACGUCUGCUCUUUACUAAACGAGCGGGAGCUUGAGGAGCCUGCCAUACGGGACUGGGUAUGCCGUGAUCAUGUCAAUAUCACGUACCCAGAUGGUCGCGGGCCACGACAGCCACACCUCAGACUUUUGAUUGGGAGCCCUGAGCAACACCAAGGCGACGCAGAGAUCUUGCCGCUCCCCAUGUCAAGAGAUACCUUUGAGGCAGUCAGAAUUGCAUGGGGCUUUCCAAAGGAGCUUCUCCGAAUGAUGCUGAGUAGCCUCCCGAUUGCUGAUGACUUUAAAGCAACAGACGUGAGAGGGAGUCUAGUUACUGGAGUAAUGAUUCGAAGUGCAAGAUCUCGCGAUUGGAAUUUCUGUCUAGCUCUUGCUUACAAUGAGAAGACCGGGUUGCUCCAUGGUAUCUUGAAUGGGAUGCAGGCUGACGAGAUUGAAUUGCUUCUUGAUUGUAUUCAAAGAUCUGGGAGGGAUAUUCUGGAUUCAAUGUUGCUUCCUAUCUUCCUCCUCGAGCUGAAGGUACAUUAUUUUGCAGUGCUGCUUGAGAAGCGCGCAAGGGGAAUCGAAGAAAUUGAAUACAUGACUGGAAUGAGGCACGGCUUCUCUUCCAACCCAAGGCGCAACAUGAGCAUGGUCAAGGAUACCGAACGAGAACGUAUGCUUAAAGAGCUGGACUUCGAUCAGAUUACCCAGAAAUUGACGGGACUCACCGGGACAUUGAGCUUUUGUGAAAUGACAUUCAGCUCGAGCUUGAGAGCUUUGAACAAAGUUGAUGCUAUCAGGUCGAGGCUUACUCCCCAGCGAGAAACCCGAGAAGAGGUCGACACUCGUGUUUCAUAUUUGAGGGAGCUGUUGAUCGGCUCUCAAGCCCUGGGUGGUGUUCUCUUAGACCGCACAAAGGCUCAGGUCCAGACGGUGUACAGCCUCAUAGGUCAGAAAGACAACAGAUUGAACAUCGACACAGCUGCAGCGUCUCGGAAAAUCGCCGAGAUCAGCCUAGGUCAAAACACCGCAAUGAAAGACAUGGCUGAAGAUUCGAGGAAUGUUGCAAUAUUGACCCAGAAGGAUAGCACCAACAUGCGUAUCAUCGCGGUAGUGACCCUCCUGUUCCUCCCCGGAACAUUCAUGGCAACCUUUUUCUCUGCCGGCUUUUUCAACUUCUUUGCCGAGAAGCAACAAAGGGGUCAAGUUGUUUCCGAAUGGAUAUGGCUUUACUUUGUCCUUACUGGAGGCACGACAAUUGUUGUCUUUGUAUGCUGGAUCUGGUACUCGAAGAGACAGAGCCAGGAAAUCCUCAGAAUCAUCAAAAGCGCAUCCUCUGCAGGCACUGAAGCCGCCCAACUCAAUUUUGAUUCGACGAGUCCACAUCACCUGUCGCUUCCAGUUCAGCAAGACGAUCGAUCUAUGUCGAUAGUACCAGGGGGAGGAGGAGCACCUGUUGCCCGAGUCAUCAGCUCGCGGAAAACGUUUACCUAAACAUAUCGGUGACAAGGAUCCGCAGUUAGAGUGAUAUAACUCGAGAUCGUGGGAAUGUUCUAGUUUCAGGUAUCACAAACCAUGCUGAAUAUUUACAAAUCCAUAGCAAUAUGCAAGCAUCUCUAUCAGAAGAGGUCUCGCUCGGAUUGAACAAGUCAUCAUUAUAGACUUCUCGGAGGAUAUGAGAUUU